Molecule: messenger RNA, 1837 nt
Organism: Triticum dicoccoides
Lineage: Eukaryota; Viridiplantae; Streptophyta; Magnoliopsida; Poales; Poaceae
Product: glycolipid transfer protein 2-like
Exons: 7
Coding region: 94-1086 (330 amino acids)
Biological process (GO): intermembrane lipid transfer; ceramide transport
Cellular component (GO): membrane; cytoplasm; cytosol
Molecular function (GO): ceramide 1-phosphate binding; ceramide 1-phosphate transfer activity
Source: RefSeq, a predicted model, not a curated record
AGUAGCUAGGAGAGAUGGAAAGGGAGAAGAUGGAGAGGGGCAAGUCUGAGCUGAGGAUGGCCAUCGAGGACCUCUCCUUGCCCAGCUCAGGAGAUGGUGAAUAUCAGGAGCAGCAGGGGAAAAUUAGGAGGUCAUCCACCAUGGAUCUCCUUUGUGUCUCCAACCAGCUUCUCCGUGUCCUUGGUUAGUUACUUGAACGAAACUGAAACUGAAAACUGUGAGGAUCGAACUUCGAUGUCUUUAGAGCUACUCUGUUUUAACCUUGGUUUACCAUCUCUUCUUCUUUCACUGUAUGCUUUGUUUUUCGCCGUCAAAGAUGCGAUUGGGCCAACGCUUCUAGUCCUCAGGCAAGACAUUCAGCAAAAUGUUCAGAGAUUACAGGAUCUCCAUGCAAGAGACUCUUCACAAUACGUGAGCUUGACGGCGAUCGUGAUGGAAGAAGUGGAGGAAGGGAACUCAAAGAAGACCAACAGUUGUAGCAGGGCAAUUAUCUGGCUGGCUAGGCCGCAACGCGUCCAGUCCAGAGAACCCGCAUUGGAAGAGAAGAUGAGCUGCGAUGCGAUUGGGCCGACGCUGCUAGUCCUCACGCAAGACAUUGAGCAAAAUGUUCAGAGAUUACAAGAUCUCCAUGCAAGAGACUCUUUGAAAUAUGCGAGCUUGACGGCGAUGGUAACAAAGGAAGUGGUGGAAGGGACCUCAAAGAAGACCAAUAGUUGCGCCAGGGCAAUUAUCUGGCUGGCCAGGUCGGUGAAUUUCUCGAUACAUUUGCUGGAGGGAUUAGUGAAGAACUCAGAGUCAAGCCUGCAAGAGAUGGUGGAAGAAGCAUACAAGAGCACCCUCAAGCCGUUCCAUGGAUGGAUCUCAUCAGCUGCUUACAAGGUAGCAUUGUGUCUUAUUCCGGAAAGAGACAUCUUCAUUCAGUUGCUGAUGGGGAGCUGCCAGGAUCCUGGGUAUUUUGGUGAAGAUGUCAUGGUCUUGGUCUCCAUUGCACAACCUCUGCUAGAGGAGAUAAAUGCCAUUUUGGUCGGUGUUCCCGAUUAUGCACAUGCACAUAUUCUUAAUGAAACAGUCACCGCAUUGCACUGAAGAUAUGUGUUUCCUGAUGCAGUUCAUGAUUGUUAAUAUAUAGGUAAAGCACCAGCUGGAAAGGCUAAAAUCCACCUGAAACACAAGGAUGAACAGUCACCUGAUGAAUCCGCGCAUCUACCACUGUAUUGCAUAACCUAACGGUUAACAUUUGACAAAGCAUAGGCUUUCAUACACCCCCUUAUCUAGCCAUUCAUUUCCGCAUCAAGAUUUGUGCGAGCACUUUUGUCUUUUUUGUUUCUUCCAAAUAAAACAAUAUAUGAACUAUAAACUUUGGAGGACAACAAAACAUUCUAACCAGAAUGUUAGAAAAAACUUUCAGAUUUUUUCGUGAAACAUAUAUACUAAAACUAAUAUUUUUUACCCCCCCCUCCCAAAAAAAAAAUCUCAUUUUGUAUAUUUAUGUCGUACCAAAAAAUCUGAAAGUUUUUUCCCACAUUGUAGUUAGAAUGUUUUGUUGUCCUGGAAAGUUUGAAGUUCAUAUAUUGUUUCAUUUUGAAGAAACAAAAAAGAGAAAUAUGCAUGUAACAAGUUAGUUGUGUAGCACGGAUCUCAAAGCAAGAUUGUAGGGUAUGGAUAGGAGGUGUCCAGUAGCCUGAGCUUUUAUAAAUCCACAUUCCUAAGCUAACUAACCUGCCUUGCCUUGUAAAAAUGAAAAAUAAGGACUUGAAAUGCAGGGCUUGUGCGCUUUUCUGCAGCGAUCUCCUGUUUUAGAGAAGUUGACAGAUCUUUAAGCACGGUAUUUACGUUU